AUAACUGUAUAUACCUUAUUUAGUACAUCAAUAUACAGUUGCUGGCAAUAUAGCCACACUACAGUCAACAGCAAAGAACAAUCACAUUAGGGAGUGCCAGCCAUAUAUAUAUAUAUAUAUAUAUAUACGCUACGUUUUCACGCCCCAUACACGUUUGUGGUGUGAUAUAUUGAUCAACGAGCAGUUGAUGGGACACCUGGACUCACAUACGACCCACAUAUCAAUGUCAUAUUAAUUGCGAAGCAUUAAACAAAACAUCACAUAAUAAAUUAUAUCGGAUCUGUACACUUGAUCACACCGAUGUCUUGAGUAUAUUUGUUACCUUACAUUCCUAUAUAGAACACUACAAAACACUUAAAAAUUGAUACAUCCAUAUCCAGAGUAUUUCCAGGAUGACUCAAGAUCUCUCUAAUGAUCAGUCCAAGGACACCCAAACAUUGGCAGCUACCAUACAAGCAUUGACAUCCGCAGUAGUGCAUCUCCAACAGAGCGUUGACAGAUUAGAGAAGCGUCUAUCCGACGAAGAUGAGCGAGACCUCAACAAACGUGAAAGCAAGAGCACGGCACGUUUCUACUCGUUCCACCAGAACUUCAUUGCGGGGAGUGUGGCACUACCACUGUCAUUUGCCGUCACACACCCUCUCGACACCAUCAAGACACGCAUGCAGGCCAGGCACACGGGCACACCAGCCAAUGGCGCAAAUGGAACUGGCUCAUUCUGGAAUCAAAUAAAAUCAUCCUUCAAAAGCGGUGGCGCCACUAGGGCUCUGGGCAAAGGGUUUCUGCCAAGUGUGCUGGGGGCAGCGCCACAGGGUGGGCUCCGUCUAGCAGUGUACGGUACAGUGCAGAAUAAGCUGCACCCGUACUUUGACCUGCCCAUGUUUCAGAACGCCAUCGCGGCGGUUGCGGGUGACGUCAGCAGUAGUGUGGUGAAAGUGCCGCGGGAGAUUAUAGUACAACGUUUGCAAACGGGUCUAUACACGAGUACAGCGCACGCGGUAAGAUCGAUCUUUGCUGAGGAGGGCAUGCGAGGGUUCUUCGCAGGUUACUGGUCAACUGCGAUCCGUGACAUUCCGUUUAUGAUUAUAUUGUUUACCUCGUACGAGCAAUUCAAAACGUGGAAGCUGAGAUUCACAACGACAUCCUCGCGGCAAGGUUUAGAGGAAGACAGGGAGUGGAGUGACCUGGAGACUGUACUGUGGGGUGGGGUGUCCGGUGGUUUGGCAGGCUUUUCCACGACACCGUUUGAUGUCAUCAAAACACGCAUCAUGACAGAGACCACAGCAGGAGACGGCAGGAAAAUGAAGGUUGUGCUUAACAGUAUUCUCAAGGAGGACGGGUUGCGUGGCUUGUUCAUUGGUGCAGGGGCUCGUAGUACCUGGUGGUUUUGUGUGUGCAGUGUUUUCUUCUACACGUUUGAACGGGUACGCACACACGUGCACAACACCUUCAGCGAGGACUUCAAUUCGCUCAACAGGUACAACUCGAGUAAGCAGGCCGAUGGCACACGCGCAGCUACGCUCCUGUGAGAAACAUUCGGCAUUCGGUAUAUAGUUCUGGACAAUAAAUAUUAGGUACAUAACGAUUCAUAAUCGUGUCCAGCUCAUUGAAGCGACGAUGGCACAUGUGUACAGCACUUUGGUCGACGACAUCCAACUCGCGGAGAAGACUCAACUGGAAUAAGCAAGGCCAAGGUGAAAGUACAGGCACACUUCUGCAUGAGGAAAUAGGCAUUUGGAAGAGAACUGAGCUGCUUGAUUAUUACAUUCUAUAUUGUAGCAUCCUAGAACUCAAUAAAAG
This is a messenger RNA of Sphaeroforma arctica JP610, 1800 nucleotides long. RefSeq lists its product as hypothetical. The record is from RefSeq and is a predicted model, not a curated record. Gene Ontology annotation, cellular component: mitochondrial inner membrane. Bases 393 to 1529 code for a protein of 378 amino acids. The transcript is spliced from 8 exons. Lineage: Eukaryota; Ichthyosporea; Ichthyophonida. Gene Ontology annotation, molecular function: S-adenosyl-L-methionine transmembrane transporter activity.